CAGUGAACGAAAUACAACAAACCAACAAAAAGGUAAUAAUCAGUCGGUUAGCAAAUCCCAAAGGCCAAAUCUUUUUGUGUCACUGAUUCGCUAUCAUAAACCCAAAUUGUCGGUGUCUCUUUGUAAAGGGUUUUUGUAGGGUUUCCCUUUCUCCUUAUACACGAAACUAACAUUUAUGUAUGAGAUAUAAUAAUACAAACUUCCAAAGAAGGGGACAGAUAAGGAAGUAAUGGGUUCUUUAACAAAUAGUAAAGAUGAAGAAAGAGCCAGAGAAGAUGAAGAAGAAGAGCCAAUACUUAAAGAACAGAACCAGAGAUUUUGUAUGUUUCCCAUCAGAUAUAAGUCACUUUGGGAGAUGUACAAGAAGGCUGAGGCCAGUUUUUGGACAGCUGAGGAGGUCGAUCUUUCUCAAGAUGUGCAGCAAUGGGAAACCCUCUCUGUUUCCGAGAAACACUUCAUUAGCCAUGUAUUAGCGUUUUUUGCUGCAUCUGAUGGGAUUGUUUUGGAGAACCUAGCAGCAAGAUUUCUAAACGAUAUUCAAGUUCCAGAGGCCCGUGCAUUUUAUGGAUUUCAAAUUGCAAUGGAAAAUAUUCAUUCUGAGAUGUACAGCUUGCUUUUGGAGACGUACAUCAAGGACUCAAGGGAGAAGAAUAGGUUGUUUAAUGCUAUUGAAACCAUUCCUUGUGUGGCUAGGAAGGCCAAGUGGGCAUUGGACUGGAUUCAUAGUUCCUCAUUGUAUGCAGAGAGGCUUGUUGCUUUUGCGUGUGUUGAAGGAAUCUUUUUCUCAGGAAGCUUCUGUGCCAUUUUCUGGCUUAAAAAGAGGGGCUUGAUGCCAGGAUUGACAUUCUCAAAUGAGCUAAUAUCCAGAGAUGAAGGCCUGCAUUGUGACUUUGCUUGCCUUCUUUAUAGUUUGUUGCAGAAGCAACUUCAGUGGCAAAAGGUUCAGCAAAUUGUUCAUGAAGCAGUGGAAAUUGAAACUGAAUUCGUCUGUGAUGCCCUCCCAUGUGCAUUAAUUGGCAUGAAUUCGACACUCAUGAGCCAGUAUAUUAAGUUUGUUGCUGAUCGUCUGUUGGUUGCCUUAGGUUAUCAGAGGAAGUAUAAUGUGGAAAAUCCCUUUGAUUGGAUGGAAUUUAUUUCUUUGCAUCCUUUGGCAAGACAGGUUUGUCCUUCACAAGUAGCAUUUACCCCUAACUAAACCUCAUCAAACUCCGUGCUGGUUUGAUUUUGGGCCGAGCUAGGCUUCAAGUUUUCACCUGCAUGGCCUCAAAAGGGAUAGAGAUGCAUGCUUUCACUAUUGGGCAGCUUGGCCUUGUGAAACGCCAUGCGCCCAGAUGAUCAUAGGGCUUCAUCAGGGCCGAAGAAGAAAAUUACAUGUCCAAGCCCAUGCAUGAGGUUGAGGUACCCAGGCUAAUGAUCAGGUCCCCCAAUUUUCUGGACGUUAGUUUCAUUUUUAGACCCCUUGCUUAUAGCAACUUCUGGCGUCUCAUUGUUAGGCGGAUUGUAGGCAACAAACUUAUAUAACAGCAAGAUAUUUGUACAAAAGAGAAUGUGCUCCUUUCUUUUCGCCAUCGCAUUAAAUUUUAAACUGAAUAAGUUUGACCUUACAGAGCACUCAGAUAAAGCAGUGAUUUUACCCAGCUAAUAUUAGCUAAAUAUGCCUGUAAAGAUUGUGGUUCUUGUUAUAGUGCUGUGUCUUUGUAAUGUUCAUCACAUUAAAUGUCGAGGCGACUCAUUUAGGGGGCAUUUUGAAAAAAAAAAAAAAAAGCCAAGUUCUUGACUUUAGAACCAAUGCAUUUUGGACACGCUGAAAGCACUAUGGUGUCUUGCACUUGUAGGAGUAUUAAGUAUGAUUAUGAUGGUUUUUACUUGGUUUUGUAUAUUUAACUGUGCAGAGGGAAGGCAAAUUUUUUCGAGAGAAGGGUAGGAGAUUAUCAGAAGGCAUCUGUUAUGUCAAGCCUUCAAGAUGGUGGGAAAAACUUCGUCUUUAAAAUGGACGAAGACUUCUAGUCUAAGAUGAUGCAACUAUAAGUAUGGUAGAUCUGCUGAAAGCAGGCAUCAAAAUUUUGCUACUAUUCUUUAUAGUGACGUAUUUGUUUAUAGUAACAUUUACAAGCAAUUUCAAGGUGUCGAGCCCACAUGGUAAUUUUUCUUUAUUUAUGUUGGGCCCGGCUUGAAACUUGGCAUAUGUACAAGCAUUCUAUCUACUGCUAUAUUAUAUCUGUUACUUCUGGUGGUGCUCAUUAUCAGGAAAGCAUCAUUUUAUGUUCUCAA
Ricinus communis (castor bean) is the source of this 2271-nucleotide messenger RNA. Its product is annotated as ribonucleoside-diphosphate reductase small chain A. Gene Ontology annotation, molecular function: oxidoreductase activity. Gene Ontology annotation, biological process: deoxyribonucleotide biosynthetic process. NCBI's taxonomy places the organism in Eukaryota, Viridiplantae, Streptophyta, Magnoliopsida, Malpighiales, Euphorbiaceae. The transcript has 9 exons. The record is from RefSeq and is a predicted model, not a curated record. The coding region runs from base 230 to 1195 and encodes 321 amino acids.